Molecule: messenger RNA, 3379 nt
Organism: Fundulus heteroclitus (mummichog)
Lineage: Eukaryota; Metazoa; Chordata; Actinopteri; Cyprinodontiformes; Fundulidae
Product: BTG3 associated nuclear protein
Exons: 13
Coding region: 401-1954 (517 amino acids)
Biological process (GO): negative regulation of protein catabolic process; protein localization to nucleus
Molecular function (GO): DNA binding
Source: RefSeq, a predicted model, not a curated record
AUUAUUUCCUUGGCCUGCAUGAUGCUAGCGAUUCACUGCUGUCCUCUUAUGGAAACCUAGGCCCUUCAGAGAAGGCUAUUAGAUUUUACUCUGAGAGAAUUCAAGUAAAGGGCUGAAUAUGAAAGCUUGGCACAACUCUCAGGUUUUUAUUCAUCACAGCUUGCAAAAAGCUUUAGAAAUCUUAACAAUUUCCUUCUACUUCACAAUUACGCCCCACAGUGUCCAUUACAAAAAUACCCUCAAAACACAAUGGAGUUUCUGGUUAUACAGUGAUCAAAGGAAAGAAAAAAAUAUAUGUGAGUAGUUUAGCAAGGCACAGCUUUUAGGGACGUCCGGGCAUGAUCUGAUGGGCCAGGAUGGAUUUCAGUACCAGGUCGGAAUGGGAUUUAAACUGUGAACGAUGUCUGGACAGGAGCUGGACGAAAUAGUUCAAAUAACAGUGGAGGAGUUUCACCAGGAUGACCGUACUGCUGCAGAUUUGCUGGACAACAAUGAAGACGGCGAAGAGAGACCACAGAAGAAAAAGAGGAAACUAAGCAACAGCCAGGACAGCAACAACAACAACAACAACAAUCAAGAACUAUCUUUUAUUAAGAAUCUUUUGGUGUCAUUCACUGACUCGAUUAGCCAGCGUCUGGAGGGAAUCGAGUCGAAGCUCCAGUCUUUAGACGCUACCUGCAAAGUCCUCGUACGUAAACUUGACAGCAUGGCUCCCUGCGCAAAGAGCCCCGUCCAGGUUCCCAUGGUUGCAGGUUCACCACAGGGAGCCACUCAAACGUGGAACAAAGUUCGAUGUGUUGUCCCCCAAACAAACGUGAUCGUUAGCAGGGAACCCCCGAAGGGUUUAAGCCAGGAAGACACUCCGCUUGAAAACCUUCUCAGCAACACCGUGGCCAGGAGGCGACAGAACACCAUCCUGGUUAAGGUGCCGGGCGCUGAAGAGAGUCAGGAGGAACAAGAGAGCGGCUCAGAGGCCAGUGACUCGGUCUCCAACAGUGGUCAGUCAAGCGGCGCGCCAAAUGGUCAAAAUGUUACGCUCAUCACACUCAAUGCAGAAGAAGAUUAUCCAGAAGGCACCUGGCUGGGAGAUGAAAACAACUCAGAGAUGCGGGUCCGCUGUCCAAUUUCGCCAUCUGACAUGCUUUAUAUCAGCACAAACUGCCGGACGGCGGAGAAAAUGGCUCUGACGCUGCUGGACUACCUAUUCCACCGAGAGGUCCAGGCAAUGUCAAAUCUCUCUGGGCAAGGGAAACAUGGAAAGAAGCAGCUGGACCCUCUCAUGAUCUAUGGCAUACGAUGCCACUUGUUCCACAAAUUUGGCAUCUCCGAAUCGGACUGGUACCGGAUCAAGCAAAGCAUCGACUCAAAGUGUCGCACCGCCUGGAGACGCAAGCAGCGUGGCCAGAGUCUGGCAGUCAAGAGCUUUUCCAAGCGCACUCCACGCAGCACGGUGGCAGAGGAAGGCAUCUCGGAUGAAGCUGCUCAGAUGGAGGCCGCCACCCAGCAGACCCUGCAUUACACGCUGGCCAAUCAGCAGGUCCAGUUCCAUCGCAUCGGUGAAGAUGGGCAGGUUCAGGUGAUUCCACAGGGACAGCUGCACAUCGCCCAGGUGCCACAAGGCGAGGAGGUGCAGAUCACACAGGACAGCGAGGGAAACCUCCAGAUUCAUCAGGUGCAUGUCGGUCAGGACGGACAGGUACUUCGCGGAGCUCAGUUGAUAGCCGUUGCUUCAGCCGACGGAGGAGCCACAGCAGUGGAGGGAUCUGCUCUCCCACCUGAUAUCCAAGUGCAAUACGUGCAGCUCGCUCCUGUUUCAGAUCACACAGCAGCUGUGCAGGCUGCUGAACUGGCGCCUGCCUUGCAAGCUGAGAUGGAGGUUAAAGAAGCCAUCCAGGGUGCCAUCCACGCAGACAAUGGCGAGGUUGUGCAGAUUGUCAGCUCGGUGGCCACCUGAGAUCCCGUUUGAUACGUCGCAGACCUGAACUCUGCCAUGCAGCAUGGCCCGAUGUGUCUCUGUGGAAAAGUCUGACAAAACAGUCAAGCUAGAACGUCUCUUAAGGUCACCGAUAAAACAGAGAGAGAUGGAGAGAGAGAGAGGGAAAUGUUCUCUUCCUCUUUUCUUUUCUUUGCAAACUUUAUAAUUUUUUUUUUUUUUUUUUUUUUAACGGCAAGCGGUAAACACUGAAACGAUGUUUACCGGUAAUUUUUAAAAAAGCCGUUGCACUCCAAAGUCAACUGUGGUCAUCUUGCGUUUUUAUAACCAGAAGGACACGGACUAGUGUGUGACAUGCAGGGGGUUCAGUUUUUUGGAAAAAUCUAAUAUGUUUAAUAAAUGGAUAUCCUAAAACCCUCAAAUCCUAGCUGAGUCCCUGUGGACUUUCCUUUUCUUACUUCCCACAGUGCACAGCAAUGGAAAGGAGGAUUUAAAUAAGGACAGCUACUCAUGUUUGUGUUAAACUAGAUAGCUUGUCCUUCACCGUAAUUCAGUCCACACUAUUUCUCCCGGCCGUUAGCUGCACCUUUCUUUUGAUUUCUCUGGCUUGUUUCCAUAUCUUCUCAGCCUCAAGAGUUUUGUUUUACUUGUAUUAUUUAUGUAAUUGUUACACAAUGUAAAAUUUGAGAAGCUUUAAUUGUAGAGAAGACCGUACAUAGAAGAGACAGGGCCAGGGGUAGACAGAACAAGAUGCUUGUGGAGUUGCAGGGAAACCCUAAAGUUGUUUAUUUGUCUCAGUUUUGUCUGUACGACAGAUCCACUUUUGUGAAAUAAAACAUGUUUGUGGCCAUCAUAAAAAAAAAGUGCUUUUAUUUUGGUUUCUUUCGCUCUUUGUCGUCCACAUUAGCAUCAGCUUGCCUUCAAAGUUUGCUUUCAUCCCCCGCGGAAAGACAAUUGAUGUCUCCCCGAGAUGAUGGUUUGGGUUUGAGGUUGUUGAGGUUUCAUGUUGAGCUAAUUUAUUCACUGUUUUUGAAGUAAAUAUGAAUCAUGUCGAGUUCAGUAACCAUAAGAAUAGGCUACUGUACUGUCGGCACUCCUGGCAGCACAAAACAAAACAAAAAUGCAGCAAAAUGAGCUCAGAAUAGUUUUUUUUAUUCAGACUGUAAUUUUUAUGUUUUCCUCAUUAUUGUUUAAGAACUAUAAUUACGCUCAUUGAAGCACAUUUCUGCUACGUUUGUCUCUGUAUGUACAGAGGACGUCUUGUUGCGUUACGAGAGACUCUGCUAAUGAUGUAUAUCCCUGCAGUCAGACAGUGCAGAGAUAAGAGAGACACUCCAGGACUUUAUGUGUUGCUGUGAGCAUGUUUCCCAUGCUCGGUGUGAUGUAAUGGUGUAUUUUGGAUUGAGGAUGUGAACCAGGCGACAAAAUGAACUUGAUAAAACAACA